UCUGCCCCCUUCUCGACUCUUCUCCGUCUACAAACUUCUCUGCCUCUCCGAGAUUUCUAACCGAUCGGCGAAAAGCAAAUUCAAGAAUUCCGAUUUAAACUCUCUCUGCAAACAUGUUGGUUUACCAGGAUCUUCUUACAGGUGACGAGCUUCUGUCCGAUUCCUUCCCCUACAAGGAAAUCGAGAACGGGAUGCUGUGGGAGGUUGAAGGAAAGUGGAUUGUGAAAGGAGCGUUGGAUGUUGACAUUGGGGCGAAUCCUUCGGCGGAAGGAGGCGAGGACGAAGGAGUCGAUGACCAAGCUGUUAAGGUUGUCGAUAUCGUCGACACUUUUAGGCUUCAGGAGCAACCGGCGUUCGACAAGAAGCAGUUUGUGACAUUCAUGAAGAGGUACAUAAAGAACCUGACACCGAAGCUGUCGGAGGAGAAGCAAGAGACGUUCAAGAAGAACAUCGAGGGCGCGACCAAGUUCUUGCUCCCUAAGCUGAAGGACUUCCAGUUCUUUGUCGGGGAGAGCAUGCACGAUGAUGGCAGCUUGGUUUUCGCUUACUACAAGGAAGGAGCCACCGACCCGACCUUCCUCUACUUGGCCUGUGGCUUGAAGGAGAUCAAGUGCUGAACCAUUCAGACUACACUUCCCUUCUCUUCUCUUUUCUUUUUCUUUCUUCAGAUGGAUGAUAUGAGUUUUUAGGGUUUUGGGUUUUUCCUUUUGUCGGAGAGUGAGUUUGUCUUUUGUGUCGUAUUUUGGUGGUGUGAUGUCGUUUUUUGUUUUAUAGAAUUUUGUCUUAAAAGGCUCCCUUGGAAUAAGAAUGAAAUUGAAUA
Molecule: messenger RNA, 820 nt
Organism: Tarenaya hassleriana
Lineage: Eukaryota; Viridiplantae; Streptophyta; Magnoliopsida; Brassicales; Cleomaceae
Product: translationally-controlled tumor protein homolog
Exons: 4
Coding region: 114-617 (167 amino acids)
Cellular component (GO): cytoplasm
Molecular function (GO): calcium ion binding
Source: RefSeq, a predicted model, not a curated record